AUGGCAUCUUCUUCCAACAAUUUUCACUAUCAUUAUGAUGCAAAUGAUGAUAGUUUAGAUCACUGGAAAUGGAAAAAUUUUCCCGGGAUGGUUGGCAGCAUCGACUGUAUGCACUGGAAAUGGAAAAAUUGCCCAACCGCUUGGAAAGGAAUGUAUUCACGAGGCACCGAUAAACCAACUAUUGUUUUGGAGGCGGUGGCUUCAGAAGAUCUAUGGAUAUGGCACGCAUUUUUUGGGGCGCCAGGUACUUGUAACGAUUUAAAUGUACUUGACCAAUCACCAGUAUUUAAUGACAUUAUUUACGGUCGAGCUCCCGAACUGAAGUACAAUGUCAACGGAAGGGAGUAUAAUUUGGCUUACUACCUGACGGAUGGGAUUUACCCCGAAUGGGCGACAUUUGUUAAAUCCAUCCCACGACCACAACACCCGAAACAUCGUUUGUUUGCAGAACAUCAAGAAGGUGUGCGAAAAGAUGUUGAGCGUGCAUUCGGAGUCCUCCAAUCUAGAUUCGCGAUAAUUAAAAAUCCAUCUCUUUUAUGGUCGAAAGAUGAACGAGAUUCAUACACUCUCGAACAAGAAUUGGAACAAGAAAAUGGAACCGGAACUACUCCGGGUCGUUCGUUUUCAGUAAGUAUGGCUUCAAAUCUCGAGGGUUUUGGUGAUGGUCACACAAGAAUUCGUGAUAGACAAGCACAUCACCAAUUGAAAGAGGAUUUGAUUGAGAAUAUAUGGAAUAAAUUUGGAUAUUAA
Molecule: messenger RNA, 750 nt
Organism: Brassica rapa (field mustard)
Lineage: Eukaryota; Viridiplantae; Streptophyta; Magnoliopsida; Brassicales; Brassicaceae
Source: RefSeq, a predicted model, not a curated record